This is a messenger RNA of Protopolystoma xenopodis, 210 nucleotides long. NCBI's taxonomy places the organism in Eukaryota, Metazoa, Platyhelminthes, Monogenea, Polystomatidea, Polystomatidae. The record is from the annotation of a GenBank genome assembly.
AUGCAGCCCUGGAACGACUCUGUCCCACCUGCCGCUGUUUGUAAUGAUUCAGAGACUAUAAUUGAGGCCGGUACUGGCACUUUUCUAAAAUCCAAAUUGGAGUCCGAUCCUACACGGAAGGUUGGACCCUACACUAAGCAGCGACUGAUAGAAGAUGAAGUCGUGAUGAAGGGUCGAGUAAGCCUCUGCGCUUCUAAAAUGUCUAUAUAA